Menidia menidia (Atlantic silverside) is the source of this 10525-nucleotide messenger RNA. NCBI's taxonomy places the organism in Eukaryota, Metazoa, Chordata, Actinopteri, Atheriniformes, Atherinopsidae. The record is from the annotation of a GenBank genome assembly.
AUGCGGCGUCAGGAGAGACUUCAGCCUGAACACGUCCUGCCCUUGCAGGGCCGUGGCAGAGUCCGCCUCUCUGCUGAGCACUCCACAUUCUCCGACGACAUUUUUGCAGCCCUUUUCACAGUCAGAGUGCGUGUGGUGUCUGUGGACGGCCUGUGGGACCAAAGUGACAGACACACCCUGAACUGUGCACUGAUUCUGUGUUUGACACCAGGGAAGCUGCAGCAGCAGGAGAGUACCACCAUCAGGAAAUGCUGCAGCCCUGUGUUCAAUGAAGACUUCUUCUUCACAGAGCUGAGUCACAAAGAACUUCAGGAAUUGCAGCUCAGAGUAAAAGUGGCAGAUGAGAGCGACGUCAAAAUGGUCUUUGAAAGCGUGGUUGUAGAUGUCCUCAACCGAUUUUUAGGGGACUAUGUUGUCAAUCUUGACAGCUCUCAGCUCAAGCUUGGCAUAUGGGGAGGGGAUGCCAUUUUGACCAAUCUGGAAAUAAAGGAAAAUGCCUUGAGUCAACUUGAUAUUCCAUUCAAAGUGAGAGCAGGCCACAUAGGACGUCUGGAGCUAAAGAUACCAUGGAAGAACCUCUACAACCAAUCUGUGGAGGCCACACUGGAUGGUGUCUACUUACUUAUUGUCCCCACAGCAAGCAUAAAGUACGAUGCAGAAAAGGAAGAGAAGCAGCUGCAGGAGGCUCGACAGAGGGAGCUACAGCGAAUAGAGGAGACAAAACUUAAAGCUGCUGAGCAAGAGAACCCUAAGCUUGAGAAGCAGGACACCUUUGUGGAAAAACUGGUCACCCAGGUCAUCAAAAACCUGCAGGUGAAGAUAUCCAACAUCCACAUUCGCUAUGAGGAUGAUGUCACAAAUCCAAGCUGCCCUUUGUCAUUUGGAGUGUCCCUGAAAAACCUGAGCCUUCAGACAGCUGAUGAAAACUGGCAUCCCAGUAUUUUGAAUGAGAAUUCAAGGCUUUUCUUUAAGUUGGUUCAACUGGACAACUUGUUUGCCUACUGGAACGUCAACUCAGUACUCUUCUCUAAUCAUAGUGCAGACGAGGCCUUGCGGUGUCUUCAGAGGAGCAUGGAUAUCUCCAACUCUCUCACCAUUGACCAUGAUUUUAUUUUUCGUCCCAUCUCAGCGGAUGCUAAAUUGCGGAUGAAUCCCCGGUCAGAUGUGGAUUUCUCUUCUCCUAAGGUGGACUUGAUUGUCAAUCUUUGUGAGGUGGCCAUCGAGCUAAACAGAUGUCAGUACAUUAGCAUCUUGGAGCUGCUGGGCUCGGUCGAUAUGAUGUCACGGAACCUUCCAUACAGGAAGUACAGACCUGUCGUCCAUUGUCACAAGAAUACUUGCCUAUGGUGGAGGUAUGCAAUCACAGGGAUCCUAGAGGUAGAUGUGAAGCCUCGUCUGCACAUGUGGUCAUGGCAGCACAUCCGGCGGCACCGACAAAUGGUUAAGUGUUACAGAGAGAUCUACAAGGCGAAGAUCACCAGCAAGAAGCCCAGUGAUGAACUUCUGAAGCAGCUGGAGGAGACUGAGAGGAGCUUAGAUAUUUUUAACAUCACACUGGCCAGACAACAGGCUGAAGUAGAGGCAAGCAAGGCAGGACUUCGUAUUUAUCGUCCAGGGAUAAAGAUGGAGGAGGAAGAGUCUCAGGGAUGGCUAAACUGGAUGUGGAACUGGGGAGGAGAAGCCGAUACACAAACAAAGGAAACCAAGACUGGAGGUUUUGAUGAACUAUUAACCCCUGCUGAGAAAGUGAAACUCUACACUGCCAUUGGAUACAGUGAAACUGCCGUUAAUCCUAACCUGCCAAAAAAUUUUGAGGACAUGAAGGUUAAUUUCCACAUGGAAAAACUGUCUGUGUCGAUCAAAGACGGCAAGGACAGGAAGGAGAUCAUCAGACUGACUGUAGGAGAACUCAAGUCCACGCUCACACAGAGACCUGGAGCACAAGCCAUCAAACUCACAGCCCAGCUUAGUUUGUUUGAAGUCACUGGUCUGGCCAGUAACAGGCCUGCACCAACCCUUCUUUCCUCACGGAAGGCAGCUACUGGCGCUUUGACACCGCUGCUCUGCAUCUUGUUUGAGACCAAUCCGCUGGAUGAGAGUGCCAACCAGCGGCUUCACGUCGAAUCCCAACCACUGGAAAUCAUCUAUGAUGCUAUAACAGUGAACAGUAUGUCAGCGUUCUUCAUGCCUCCUGACGACCUGCAGCUGGACGAGCUCACCAAUGCCACCCUCAUGAAGCUGGAGCAGUUCAGAGACCGCACAGCCACUGGUUUAAUGUACGUGAUCGAGACACAGAAGGUUCUGGACCUGAAGGUGAACUUGAUGGCCUCUUACGUCAUCAUUCCUCAGAGCGGCUUCUACGACGGCACUCAGAACAUUUUGCUGUUGGAUCUUGGACAUUUUAAGAUGUCCAGUCAAAGCAGGAAGAAUCUCCCCCAGUUGUCAGUGACAUCCAGCAACAUUGAAGACAUCAUUUCCAGGGCAUAUGAUAGCUUUGACGUACAGCUUAGCAGCCUACAGUUCCUUUAUAGCAAACCAGAUGGUGACUGGAAAAAGGCCCGCAAACAGAAAAAGUCACCACUCCACAUCCUGGAGCCUGUGGAUCUGAAAGUGGUUUUCAGCAGGGCGAUGGUUGUCAAAGACUCUCGCAUGGCAAAGUACAAGAUGUCAGGGGAACUGCCUCUGUUGUCUCUCAGAAUUUCUGACAUUAAACUUCGCAGCGUUUUGGAGUUGGUGGAAAGCAUCCCACUCCCUGAGAGCAAACCUGCUGCGCGCAGCUCUUCAUCGAAUCCAAAGUCAAGGCAGUCGUUCACACCUCAGCUGACUCCCAGGAGACCUCUGAACUUAGCUGACCAGCGCUCUUCUCUCAUUUUUGAGUCGUGUGAGACCAUCAGCAUCACCUCAUUGGGGUCAGAAGAAGAUCUGUUUUAUGACGCCCCAAGCUCUCCAAUUGGGGAUAAGCCAUUUUUCGCGGACAAUCCCAUGCCGCUCCGCUACGCAGAUCUAAGCAAAAGAAGAAGUUUUAUCAAAGAAGACACUCAGAAGAACAUGACAGACCUCAUCUUGACAUUUGAGAUCAGUGAGUUUUCUGUACAGCUGUGCCGUGUGUCUGAAGGCCAGGAGGUUACAGUGCUCCACCUGGACAUAGAGGGCCUGGGUACUGAGCUAAAGCUGCGCACCUUUGAUAUGACAUCGAACACCUACCUGCGAGAGAUCUGCCUGAAGUGUCCCGAAUACAUGGAUUCUGAAGAGAAGCAAGUUCAGCUCAUCACCACUCUGGACAACACAGAAGUUGAUCUGCUCACCUUGGAGUACAUCAAAGCUGAUAAGAAUGGUCCUGAUUUCAAAUCUCAACACAACAAUACAGAGCAGCUCAUCAAGGUGACCUUCUCAUCACUGGAUGUUCAUCUCCAUACCGAGGCUCUCCUCAACACCAUGAAUUUCCUCAGUAACCUCCUUCCUCCGUCAACUAAAAAGGAGGAAGGACAAGAGGAGCUUCCCACAAUCCCUGAGGAGGAUGAGGCUGAGGCAGAGAAGGAGGGAGAGAAGAAGGAGGAAAUUGCCAUAAAUAAGAAAAAAACUUCAAAACGUUCAAAGUUUGCAGAUGUGAUAAAUCUGCAUAUAAGAGCUGAUCUUCGGAGCUUGAAGGUGUUCAUUCGAGGACAGAAAGCCAGAAUCUCAGAGAUAAGUAUCGAAGGUCUGGUUUCUGAAGUCCUUAUGAGGAAAAAGGAGCUGGAGGUUCAGGCCAACUUGAAGAAUAUUGUCAUCCUGGACUGCAACAAAGAUGCCUUUUACAAGAAGGCUGUGUCCAUCGCAGAUAAGGAAGUGUUUGCGUUCCGGAUGGUAAACUAUACAGAUGCAACUGAGGGGGACGCUUAUCUGGAUAUGUCUAAAGUUGACACCUCAGUCACACUAACAGUGGGAUGCAUUCAGGUCAUAUUUCUCAACAAGUUUGUCUCCUCCAUAUUGGCAUUUAUCAAUAAUUUCCAGGAGGCCAAAGCGGCACUGGCUGAGGUGACGGUCCAGGCUGCAGAAAAAGCUGCAUCGGGUGUGAAGGAACUGGCAGAGCGGAGCACACGGAUUGCUCUCAAUGUCCACUUUAAUGCGCCUGUCAUCUUCCUCCCUCAAUCAUCUUCGUCUUCAAAUGUCAUUGUUGCUGAUCUUGGCCGGUUGUGUGUCAACAACCAUUUUGCCAAGCAGCCGUUUAACAGUGAUACUACAAUCCCACCUGUUGUGGAUAUAAUGGCCGUGAGACUGACUGACCUCAAGAUGUACAGAACUACAUUCAUAGAUGAAGGUUUUAAGGGGGAGACUCAGCUGUUGAAGCCAGUCAGUCUUGACUUGGAAAUCCAGAGAAAUCUUUCCUCCAACUGGUACCACAGUAUUCCUGACAUAGAGAUUACUGCUCAUCUGAAGCCCAUGAGUCUAAUCCUCUGCCAGGAGGACAUGAUCGUGGUUUUAAGGACUCUAAGUGAGAACCUGUCAGAGAAGUGUGAUGCCGUUCCACCUUCAGCAGCUCUCCCUCCUGCUGAUCACUCCUCUGAUUCUGUAUCCAACAAAGAGAACCAGGACUCAGGAGCUUCUGGACCUGCUAGCAGUAACACAGUGGUGACAGCUGCUGUUGUGGAGACUCAAAAGAAAGACAUCAAGCUGAAGACCACGCUCAAAUUACACUUCAAGUUUGACUCCAUGACACUGGUCCUGUACAGCCCCAAUGAGAAUAUGAUGCAGCUGUUAGACCCACACGAUGAACAACUGAAGCUUGCAGAGUUCACUUUGGACACUAUCUCCACUUCCGUGCACAUGUUCUCCGACAGCUCCAUGAAAGCUUCAGUCCGACUCACUACAUGUCUUCUAGAUGACGAGAGACCAAGCAUCAAGAUGGUCACUCCAAGGAUGAUGGCGAUGCGUCCUGGGGCAGAGCAGAACAUGAUGGUGGAGGUGAAUUACCGUCAGGGACGUGAUGGCACCGUCAUCAGCACAGUGGUGCAGGAUGUGUACCUUUGUGCCAGCAUGGAGUUCCUGCUGACGGUGGCAGAUGUCUUUCUAAAGGCCAUCCAGCAGGGAUUUGCACAGGCGCCCCAACCCAAGAACAAUUCUGGUGGGGGAGACAAAAAGAACAUCAACUCCUCAGUGACUUCUAAAGACUCCAGUGCAGCUCCAGCUCCAGUGUCAAAGACAGAGAUAAAUGUUGUUGUACGUAACCCAGAGAUUGCGUUUGUGGCUGACUUGACACGUGCUGAUGCCCCGUCCCUAGUGAUGACCACACAGUGUGAACUCCUGAUGAAAAGUGGUCCAGAGGGGUCAUUGAUGACUGCUAUAAUUAAUGACCUCAAGGUUAUGGCAUGUCCAUUCUUAAGAGAGAAGAGAAAGAACAAUGUGACUACUGUUCUGCAGCCGUGUCAGGUGUUCUUUCAGAGCACUCAGCCCCCAGGCUCCCCGCAAGCUAUGGAGGUUUCCAUCAAUGCUCUGUCCCUAAAGGUGUCUCCAAUCAUCAUAAACACAGUAAUUACAAUCCAGUCAGCGCUAACUCCCAAAGCAGAGACCCCUGAGGAACUGGACAGCCCUGUUCCCGUGGACUUGUGGGAGAAACGGAGCUGGAAGGAGCUCAAACUGUGGUUUUUAGAGGAAGGUGGGGAAGAAGACAUAAAGUCACUGACCCCACUUAUACCACAGGGAGAGUCCUUAAAGGUGGACAUAGAAUCAAUCUGUGUGGCUCUGGAGGCUGGAGUGGGACACCGCACUGUCCCCAUGCUUCUGGCCAAGUCCUCCUUCCACGGAGAUGUGAAAAACUGGUCCACACUCAUUAACCUACACAGUGAGCUUAACCUAGAGGUUCACUAUUAUAAUGAGAUGAUGGGAGUGUGGGAGCCACUGCUGGAGCCCUUAGAAGAUGAGACAAAAGAUGGAUUCAGACCUUGGACACUUGAACUGAAGAUGAAGAAGAAGCCAAUGAAGCACAGUGGUGUCUCAGAUGAAGUAGACUUUCUUGUCCCGGACUAUAAGACAGUCAUUGUCAUCAGCAGUAAAGACCAGCUCAACAUCACACUCUCAAAAUGUGGACUGGCCAUGCUGAGUAACCUGGGCACAGCAUUUGCAGAAGCAGCCAAAGAAACAGCAGAGUGUUUUCAAAAGGACGAAGCUCCUUUUGUCAUUAAGAAUAGGCUGGGCCUGCCCGUAUCUGUUCGCUACAGUGAGAUGUUUUGUCCCAUCGAUAAGCAGAGCGUCAACAAAACAGUGAGCCUGGAUGAUGGUGAAACUCUUGGGCUGGACUAUUUAACCUCAACUAACUCUGAUCAGUUCUCAGCCAUGAUCUCCCUCAGUGGAAAAGACUACUACAUACAGCCUACUCCUUUGGGCCACACCCCAGCCAGUGUCAUCCCCCUAAUCAAAGUGGGCAGAGGAAUGUACAGUGUAGUGCACAAAGACUCUGGAGUCACCCGUUUCCUGGUCUGUCAGAUUUACUCUUUGAAGGGCAGCAAGUACAUCAAGAUCCGCUCUCCUUUUCAGAUCAUCAAUCAUUUUUCAAUACCGUUCAAAGUUUUUGAAGGAUCAGAUUGUCUGGGUAUAGCUCUCCCGACUGAGGAGUUCUGUGUGCCUCUGGACUCAUAUAGGUCUGAACUGAGCCUUCAACCACUGACGGUAGGAGAGGCCGGUGACCAAGCGGAGGAGUUUGAGUACUCAGAGGGCUUCAGUUAUGAGGAUUUCAGCAGCAGCCAGCAACCCGAGAAGCACCUUCAGCAGACCUGCCGUCGCCAAGGGCAUGAGGGUGGCGUUAUGACGAUCAACAUGGUGCCAUUACGGGAUUCAGUAACAUUCAAACACACUGGGGGUGUGGGGGAGAACUUUGAUGUGCCCUUUGUGCUUCACCUGUGGCCUUCUGUCCUGCUGCGCAACCUGCUGCCUUACCCCAUCUCCUACAAACUAAAGGACAGUGGAGUUUCAGCUCCUGAGGCCACUCUGAAACCAGGUCACUCGGCUCAGCUCCACACUGCUGUUGUCAAUCAGUCGAGACUUGAUCUCUGCCUGCUGGACUACUUGGCUCAGGAUUGGUCUUCUGAAUACAGUCUCCUCAGUGACCAGGAGGAAAUCACCUUCAUUGUGUUCCAAUCCCUCCGACUCGAUGAUGAAGAUGAUGGAGAAGAGGAAGAGAGGAAGAGGCCUGAGUUGGACAUAGCGGUCCAUGUUAAAUAUGAUCCAGGACAAACUGUUAUUGCUAUCCAUUCACCAUACUGGAUGGUGAAUAAGACAGGCAGAUUGCUGCAGUACAAAGCGGAUGAUAUCCACCGUAAACACCCGCUCGACUAUGACAUGCCCCUGCUCUUCUCUUUUAAGCCUCGGAACUUUCUGAGAAACAACAAGGUCCGUCUGAUGAUCUCAGACAGUGAACUGUCAGAUGAUUUUUCUCUGGACACAGUUGGUAGCCACGGAGAUGUGAAAUGUAAGGGCCGAUACAAGGACUAUUUGGUUGGGGUUAAGAUUGAUGCCAGCAGUUUCAGUCUGACCCGCAUCGUGACUUUUGUGCCAUUUUACAUGCUGGUCAACAGAACCAAGCAGCGUGUCUUCAUAUGCGAGGAGGGACAAGAGAACUGGACUGAGGCUCAGCCAGAGCAGUCAGCCGUUCCUUUCUGGCCUGAAAAUGACACCAAGCGGCUGAAGAUCAAAGUAGACGGUUGUUUAGCACCUCCUUUGACUAUCGACUUCACACGACCAGAGAACUGCCUGUUGCUGCAUUUGGACAACUCUGUCGGAGGGAUCAUCGUAGAUGUGAGUUUGUCAGAGCACUCGGCAACAAUCCUAUUCUCUGAAUACCAUGAUGGGGCAGCCCCCUUCCUCAUCAUCAACCAUACCAAUGACAAGAUUCUUCAGUUCCAACAGAGUGCCCAGAUGGAAACCACAUGGGUGGCUAAUGAGCUGCUCGACUUCUCCUUCUCGGAGGAGGAGGACAGCUCUCAGCAGCAGGCCGAGCUGGAGGAUCUGGAGGCUGGGAAAGCUGUGCACUACACCUGGACGGCACCCACUGGAUCUCGAGAGCUUUUCUGGAAGUGUGGCACUUACAGUGGGAAGUUGACCAAUGAGAAGGAUCUACGCGUGGACAUGAACAACGAGGGAAAACUGUACGUCAUUUCCUUUUAUGAAGGUCUUCAGCGUGUUGUCCUGUUCACCGAAGAGCGACGGAUCUUUAGGCUGCUCUGUGAGAAUGAAAUGGUUCAGCUGGCCGAACAGGAAAUGCUCCUGUCCCUUCAGAACAUGGGCGUGUCUUUGGUUAACAACACCACGGGUCAAGAGGUUUCCUUCAUUGGGAUCACAAGCUCUGAUGUGGUUUGGGAGAUGAAGCCUAAGAAGAAGAAACGCUGGAAGACUCUCCGCGCUAGUGAAAUGGAGCUGUUGGAGACCAGAUUCAAAGAGUACACUGAAUCUGGGCCCAUAGACAAUGCUAUCGUUGAUCUGGACAACAACUUCCAGGUGUCUUUCACUCCCAAUGGUAUGGAUAUGCGGAUGCUCCAGCCAUGUGACGCUCCUCUCAGGAGGCAUUUCCUGCCGGGGGUGAAGGUGGAGUACAGCAUCUCACCACGACAGAGAGCCUACCGUGUCCAAAUCCACCACAUCCAGAUCCAGAAUCAGCUGUCAGGAGCUAUCUUUCCCUAUGUUUUUUACCCUGUGAAACUACCAAAGUCAGUCACUAUGGAGUCAGAGCCCAAACCACUAACUGAUAUCAGCAUCGUGACCAGAACAGCAGGACACUCUGAUAUCUCUCGCAUCAAGUACUUCAAGGUGUUGAUUCAGGAGAUGAGUCUAAAGCUGGAUCUGGGUUUCCUGUAUGCCAUCCUGGACCUGCUCUCCGCUGAGAAUGCCGGCAUCAUGACUGCAGAACAAGAGGUGGAACUCUUUGAGAAGGACAUAGAGUACAUACAGAUGGAACUGAACCACGUCUCAACUACUGACACGUCUCCUAUCAGCCUCUAUGAGUACUUCCACAUUUCCCCCAUCAAGCUGCACUUGAGUUUCUCCUUGAGCACAGGAGGAGAAGAUGGCCUGAAGGAGAAGCGAGAUACGGAGCUCAUUCCUGUCCAGUCCCUCAACCUGCUGCUGAAGAGCAUCGGAGCGACUCUCACUGACGUGCAGGAUGUUGUCUUCAAAUUGGCUUUCUUUGAGUUGACUUUCCAGUUUUGCACCACUCAGCAGCUGCAGUGGGAGGUCAUCCGACAUUAUUCCAAACAGGCUAUUAAACAGAUGUAUGUGCUGGUGCUGGGCCUGGAUGUGCUUGGGAACCCCUAUGGGCUGAUAAGAGGACUGUCGGAGGGCGUGGAGGCCUUCUUCUAUGAGCCCUAUCAGGGAGCCAUCCAGGGCCCGGAGGAGUUUGUGGAAGGAAUGGCUCUCGGUGUGAAGGCUCUAGUUGGAGGAGCUGUAGGCGGUUUAGCAGGUGCAGCCUCCAGGAUUACAGGCGCCAUGGCAAAGGGCGUAGCUGCAAUAACCAUGGAUGAAGAAUUUCAGCAGAAGAGACGAGAAGACAUGAACAAACAACCCAGUGGCCUGAGGGAGGGGCUGACCAGGGGCGGGAAAGGACUCGUAUCUGGGUUUGUCAGUGGAAUCACAGGGAUUGUUACCAAACCGAUUAAAGGAGCCCAGAAGGAGGGUGCAGCCGGCUUCUUUAAAGGUGUUGGCAAAGGUUUGGUUGGAGCUGUAGCUCGACCAACAGGAGGCAUUAUUGACAUGGCCAGCAGUACUUUCCAGGGGAUUAAGAGGGCUGCAGAGACCUCUCAGGAUGUCGAGUCUCUACGUCCUCCUCGCUUCAUUCAUGAGGAUGGGGUCAUUCGCCCGUAUAAGGAACGGGAGGGCGUUGGCAGUCAGAUGCUCCAGAAAAUUGAGAAUGGACGUUUUGCCAAGUAUAGAUACUUUGCACAUGCCAAGGUCAAUGAUUCCGACUUCUUUAUGAUCACCAAGAGGGGGAUAUUUUUCGUGACCAAAGGCACGUUUGGCCAGCUGACCUGUGAGUGGCAGUACCUGUUUGAAGAGUUCACAAAGGAGCCGAUGAUCGUAGACAGCCGCCGACUUCGCAUCGAGGCCAAAGAGAGGGUGAAAUCAGUCUUCCACGCCAAAGAGUUUGGGAAGAUCAUAAACUUUAAAACUCCUGAAAUUGCCAAGUGGGUUCUCACCAAGCUGGAGGAUGCCAGAGAGAGUUUACCCAAAUACUGACUCGUCAAGAAGAGUUCGAUUUGCUUAAAACACACACACACACACACACACACACACACACACACACACACACACACACGGGUGUGUGUCAGUGCCUUUGGUUACUGCAUGAUGUUGCUGUGGCUGUGUAUGGGUUUGUACAUUAACAGAAGUGUUAUGGACGGGCUUCUGAAUCGCAUCGUAUUCAGCACACGGGUUCCGAAUUAAUUAAGAAAACUUUGCCUCACCCUAUUUGCUCUGAUUGCACUCAUCCUUUUGCACAAAAUAAGAGUUUUAUUGAUGUAUUUUCAGAAGAAUUACAUUAAGUCUUGAGUUUACAGACGCAUUU